Messenger RNA from Psylliodes chrysocephalus, 1995 nucleotides. Lineage: Eukaryota; Metazoa; Arthropoda; Insecta; Coleoptera; Chrysomelidae. The record is from the annotation of a GenBank genome assembly.
AUGUUUAGAAACCACAUAUUCAUAGUGGUAUUAUUUUAUAUUUUCAUCUUCGUACAUAAUGGACAGUGCACUCAUUUGAAAGGGACUUUUAAAUCCAGUGAAUUCUUCAAGUUUCUGAUAAAAUUCGGGUUCCAAAAGACUGAUCAACAUCAGUCUGAGGCUACCCAUGGGUACAUAUUCGGGAAUAUCACUUCAAAACAGCAAAUUCCUGUUCAUCUUACUUUUGCAGUAUUGGAUAGAUCUUAUUUUUUAGAUUAUUAUCAAAAUCGCGUAAUUUAUGACAAAGAUAAAGCAUGCAAGAGGAUGUUUGCUACGCUUAAUACUAGGGCAUACGAUAGCAAAUGUAGUAGAAAUGGUAAUGAUUAUUUAAGGAGAAUACCUUGCACGAAAAAUAAAUUGUGCGAUGAUGAAGAUAAUCCCUGGAAUGUUGUUAAAAAUCACCAAUUUACAUAUGUCAUCCAGGAUUUUAAACAACCCAGUUUUUGGUAUCUUUCGAUGGUGGCCUGCUACCAUAACGCCUCAUCUUGCGAUUGGCACUACUAUAACUCAUACACUCCCUUCGAGAUAGACUACGACAUCUGGUUGGUCAACGGAAAUCCUAAUAGUUCGUCUACGAGCACACUAACAUAUCAAUUUUCCUUUGACAGACAAAAUACGAUGGAAUUAUAUCUUCUGUUUUGGCUGUGCUAUAUGGUCUUGGUACCGUUGCAAUGUCAUGCUGUCAAAACGCAGAGGCAUCCAGUUACAAGAUUAUUCACAGCAAGUUUGGUUCUGGAUUUCAUAGCUCUAUGUCUGAUUCUUGUACACACUUUGAGGUAUGCUAUAGAUGGAGAAGGUUAUCCCAAAUUGGCUAUGACCGGUGAUAUUUUUGAUAUACUAUCUAGGACUUCAUUUAUGCUAUUACUGCUUCUGUUGGCCAAAGGUUGGGCCGUCACUAGGCUAGAACUUACUUGGAAACCUUUGGUGUUUGCCAUAUGGUUGUGUUACGGCAUCGUUCACAUAUUGCUGUACGUCUGGAACUUGACUGAAGUGGAUAUUGUAGAAGACAUAGAAGAGUACCAAACGUGGCCAGGAUGGCUCAUAAUCGUUUUCAGAUCAUUGAUAAUGAUUUGGUUCCUAUACGAAUUGCGGACCACAAUGUUGUAUGAGCACAAUACUCAGAAAUUGAAUUUCCUGUUACAUUUUGGUGCCUCCAGUUUGGUGUGGUUCAUAUAUUUGCCCAUGUUGGCACUGAUCGCUCUGCAUGUCAGCGCCUUGUGGAGAUUUAAGCUGUUGUUGGGCAUCACCUACUCUGCCGACUGUUUCGCGUACUGCGUGAUGGCUCACCUACUGUGGCCAACGCGGUCGGAGCAGUACUUCCUAUUGAAGGGCCCCUCUUCAGCUGAACUCGAAGAGCUGGACGAAUUCAACGAGGCACCGCACAUCGUCAACAACUCUUACACUUCGAUGUCGAGUAUCAACUCAUACGAUAUUUGCAAAUACGAUGACGCCCAAAAAACUAAACUGAUUACUAACAUGAACACGUGAAUUAUAUUCGAGAGAGAUAGAUAAUGAGUAGGGAUGGCAACGAUAUAUCGAUGUUGUGUAAAUAUCGAUAUAUUUUAAUCGAUAUAUUACUACCGAUAUAUCGAAAAAAUAUCGAUAUAAUCUUUUCGAUAUAUCGAAAACAUUAAUCAUAAAACGGGCGCACGCGCCCAUGCGAUGUUAAUUGACGUUGGCAGCUAACACGUCAGGCGUGCACCAGGCUCUUUGUUUUGUUUUUAUGUUUGGUCUGAUGUAUGAAUUUGCAUAUUUUUAGUUUUAUUUUCGGUGUCUAGAGUGGUUAAUAAAAAUAUUUUUCUGCAGUAGCAACUUCUGUUCUAAGUGAAGACUAUUUUCGAAAGCUGGUUUGACAGCAACAGAAAGCCAAAACCGUUUAUAUCUGGCAAUAGAAUGUCAUAUUAAUUAUUUUUGAGUUCUCUUCUCAGAAAGCUUUCAAAUAAUGUAUCAUAAACA